Talaromyces stipitatus ATCC 10500 is the source of this 1284-nucleotide messenger RNA. RefSeq names its product C6 transcription factor, putative. NCBI's taxonomy places the organism in Eukaryota, Fungi, Ascomycota, Eurotiomycetes, Eurotiales, Trichocomaceae. The transcript is spliced from 4 exons. Gene Ontology annotation, biological process: DNA-templated transcription. The record is from RefSeq and is a predicted model, not a curated record. The coding region runs from base 1 to 1284 and encodes 427 amino acids. Gene Ontology annotation, molecular function: DNA binding; zinc ion binding.
AUGCCCGACAGUCGCGGCUCGUACGCCAGACUGAUGUCCAUGUGCGCUGUGAGCGCCCUUCGAAUCAAGAACGGGGCCGUCCUGAAUGAAAGAAGCGUACCACAUGAUCUGAAUCCGAGGCUCUACUUUGACGAGACUCUUCGUGCCCUUCCUGAUAACGUCAUUGAGUUUGAAGAGUUUGAAAGUCUUCAGGCCACUGGAAUUGCUUGCCUGACUGCCCUUCACUACAGCGAUGGACCUCUUCUGCACCAAGUUCUAGGCCUGUACCACGCUGUAGUAGCAGAGCAUGGAUUUUGCGAUGAAAAGAGAUGGCCGAGUGGUCUGUCUGAGGUUGAGAUAGAGGAACGAAGGCGGCUUUUCUGGCACAUGUAUCGCCUUGAAGUACAUACAUCUUUAGUCAUUGGACAUGUCGUUCGAUCCCCUGAGUUACAAUCAUCGGUCGCCUACCCCACGAUGCAGGACGCCGAUUUUGCUGAGUCUGAGGGCUGUGAUGAGCAGCAAUUAGAAUGGCUUAGCGGAUGGAAUUUCGUCACUGAUCUAUACAGAGGAAUUGAGCAUGUUAUUACCCAAUUCAGAUACCGGCGUGCAUCGACUGAUGUUAAUCGUCGAUGCCUCUCUACAUCCUUCGUCCUGGAUUAUGAUCCCCAAGAGAGAAUUCUGGAUCCACUCGCUGCAGAGCGAGAGGCCUUGCCUGACCGGUUCAAGAAAGCCAUGCCAGUCUCGUCAAAUGUUCGUUUGAAUCGAUGCGGUUAUCAGACGGCUAACAUUGCAUGCACAUAUCAGCUUCUGAGAAUGGUCACGUUCAGUGUCUACCAUACAACAACUCUCUACGAGGCGUGUCAGACAGUACUCGAGCUGAUAGACGAAAUAUCAAGCAUACCAAUUGACUAUCUUCGUGCGAUGGGAUUAGCUAUGUUACAAGAGAUCUCCGGAUUCGGUCAUAUAUUAAGCAGCUUCAUCAACGAAGGACUAUCCAAGUCCGACUAUUAUCAAUUGAGGACGGUUAUGCUUUGUAUGUCGGAGCUACUCGAAAGUCUUUCAUCCUGUAUGACAUCUGCCAUGGAAGCUAGUCAACGGCUACGUGCUUAUGUGGAAGAUAUUGAUCGAUUGCUUGACAUACCGCAGACUUCAAACAGAAAUACGCCUGUUGAAGAAUAUGACGGACAGUCCGAAGAUCAUGCCAAUGCACUGGAAUUAUUCUCUCAGCAAUUAAUGGUACCAUUGGACAUACUUCAGCGAAUUCCGUGGCCUGCAGCCUGGGAAGAAUCUGUGGGCCUUUUUUGA